Messenger RNA from Seminavis robusta, 3311 nucleotides. The record is from the annotation of a GenBank genome assembly. NCBI's taxonomy places the organism in Eukaryota, Bacillariophyta, Bacillariophyceae, Naviculales, Naviculaceae.
UGCAUGGUUGCGAGACGGUGUCGUCUUUAGCCAUGAGGACGUUGACCUGUGUGCUGUUGCCAGACGCAGCACUACACAUAGCUAGCAUAGGCCAGAGGCAUUGACUGAUUCUGGCACUUACCUACCGUAGUAUAGCUCUGUGUUAUUGAGAGCAUCCGUCUUAGUCUACCUGCAGGGAUGCCUGAGAUUGUGGAUUUGCAUGGCACAAUGCAGGUACCGACGGAGUGACCCUCAGUUCGCAUGGCUGAUCCCGGAGUUACAGAGAAAGCCGGCCAUCUAUCUAUCUAUCUAUCUAUGUACAGUAUAGAUUAGGAGGAGCUCUGCAUGAGGCACCAAUACGAUAAUCUGUCUCGUGUACAUGAAGCUGGGCCCUGCUAUAGUUCUGUUCUUACAUAGUGCUACAAUCUAUCACUGCGCACAGAUUCGUCGUUCUCCUCCUUUCCUUGUAAUCAUCGGGGCAUCCAAUGGAUAUCACAAUUCCACUCCAACGGUAUCUAUCGUCAUAGCUAACUUACCACUUUCCUUCUUUGGUUUCCUGACGCUCAAAGAAGCUUCCUAGCAUGACUCCCAAUUCACGUUGUUCCCCCGGGAGGAGAUGAAUUCCAGGACGUCCGUGCGCAUAGCGAAGGUUGCAAAGGACCGCGACAUCGCCCGCUUGCCAGGGCAAGGGAAUGCCAAACAUGUCGUAGGCAUCCGUCCAUGCCUGCUUUUCCUCUAGCGUAAAGGGCGUAUCAUCUCCAAAGUACAUUUCCAAUGGGCGCAAUUCUUGAGGGACGUCCUUGAUUCCCGGCCACGAGUCGAACCAUUCUCCAUCAUCGGCAAUGCUGGUGGCCAUAAUGUUGCGGUCCAAACCAGGCACAUACUCAAAGGCGGACUUGUAGUAACGAGUCUGCAUCAUGUGACCACCACCCACUUGAGGGACCCAUUCCACGAGGAGUCCUUGUUUGUGGGCCGCCGCUUCGGCUUCCUCCGGAUCAUUGGUCAUCCAAGAUUGCUGCCAGUGAUUGUAAACAGUAAGCGAGGGAUUGUCAUGGUCCAACGCACCGAUAUCUCGUUCGCUGGUAGCGUCGGUCAUGCGACGUACAAAGCACAAUCCCUUUUCCUUGAGCUUUUGUCCCAAGGGAGUGGUCAUGAUGUAAUCGUGGGCUUGCACACUGUCCGAGACAAAGCUCCAUCCAACUUGAUCCCGCUGUACGGCAUGCUUGCAGAGGAAUCCUAGAGACUCGACCGAAUGAGACUUGUAGGUGACUUCGUGAUGAUACGCCAAUGCGGCUUCGAGGGGAGCACCAAUGUCAUAGACAUUUCCUAGAUCGGCAGCGCGUCCACGGGGAUUGGCGCCUCCUUCGUACUCGGUUUCUUCGCCCAUAAGGAUGCGGGCCAAUGUGCGUUGAUCGGCCAUGUUGGUGAGACCGGUAUUGUGUACAUGGACCAAACCAACGUCGUUGUACUUGUGUUGCAGUUCUUGGCCAAGGUCCGAAUUGGCAUGCAGAUCUGCCUUGGUGAUUUUGCCUUGUCCGUCCACCAAGAAACGAGCGGGAUCACAUACGGCAUCGUAUCGACCGGUCCACCAACGAGGAAUCACCACGGUUUGACCGGGUUCCAAAAUACUAUUGUUGGUCCUGCGAAUGGCAUUUUGGGCGUUAAUGCUCUUGGAAAUGGUGGACGAUGUCUUGCCCACAACCGUGGCGCGGGAAAUCUGAGAAGCGGCAACGGCGGCGGCCAUCUUAUUAGCUUAGCUGAGAAGCGAGAGACAAAGAAGGAAAGGAAAGCAGCAAGGGCAAGGGAGAUCAGAUCAGAUCAGAUCAGAUCAGAUCAGAUCAGAUAAGUGAGAUCAGUGAGAUGCUGUCAGAAAGAAAAAAGUGAAGGUUUGGGAAGGUUGUUGUUCUAAGAAAACGAGAUCCGAUAGACAGGAAUCUUCAAUUUCCUGGGCCGCUUUGGGCGAACUUGCGUCCUUCACAUGGUUUGCCUGCUUGCAUGGUGGUGUCAAACAAUCAACGGCUCGGAGACCACUGGUGCGCCUCAAUGGAUGUGCCUUGGAUGUCAAGCACUUCCGCAUCCCCUCUCCUUCUACCGGUCUGUAGUUUGGAGCCCUCCUGAAGAAAUUCCCAGUUCCAAUUCCUCGCUUGUAUUUUCAAAAAGAGUGAGAAAAAGUUUAGUGAGGCAGGUCUCGAACCAAACUUGAUGGCUGGGUCACGAGUUAGGCUUUAUGCAGUCAAUCAUGAAGAACAAGAAAGCAUCAAAGUUUGAGCAAAGAGUUAGCAACAGUGCCCCGAACCAUGUCAACGGUAAAAUUUUCAGCUACACGUGGAGGCAACAUACAUGCUCUCAGAUACCCAACACUGUCUGCUACUAGCUAGUAGCUAGUAGCUAGUCUAGUAUCUGUGGGUUUACCGAAAGAACAAAAAUCACCCACACUUUUUACAGUGAAACAUUCUGUAACCUGCCACGUGCAGAAUACUGGCUCAAGGACAAUUCCAGCAAUAAGACACCUCAUCGUGAUCAUGUUUGCACUGUCAUUGCCAAAGUUGGAAAUAUUACUGUCAUGCAGUGGGCACAGCAACAAGGAUUCCGUUGGAAUGAUCGGACAUGUUCCUAUGCUGCUAAGAAUGGACAUUUGGGAAUGCUCCAAUGGUUAAGAGAGAAUGGUUGUCCAUGGGAUGAACAUACAGCUUCCUCUGCUGCUACACACGGACAUUUGGAUCUUUUGCAGUGGGCUCGUGCAAAUGGUUGUCCGUGGAAUGAACGGACAUGUGCAUACGCUGCCCUAAAUGGUCAUUUGGAACUUUUAAAGUGGGCUCAUGAAAAUGGUUGUCCCUGGGAUGAAGGGACAUGUGAAUAUGCUGCCCUAAAUGGUCAUUUGGAAGUUUUAAAGUGGGCUCGAGAAAAUGAUUGUCCAUGGGAUGCAGACACAUGUGAAUAUGCUGCCUUUAAUAGUCAUUUUGAAGUGUUGAAGUGGGCUGGCGAAAAUGGGCGUCCAUGGAAUGAAGGGACAUGCAACUAUGUUGCUCAAAAUGGUCAUUUGGAACUUUUAAAGUGGGUUCAUGAAAAUGGUUGUCCAUGGAGUGAAAGGACAUGUGAAAAUGCUGCUCAAAAUGGUCAUUUGGAACUGUUGAAGUGGGCACGUGAAAAUGGGUGUCCCUGGGAUGAAGCGACAUUUGCAGCUGCCAGAAGAAACCUUGAAACUAACAAAAACGAAGUGAUUCAGUGGCUACGCGACAACGACUGCCCUGGGUCUCACGAUGAAGGACACUAAUAUAGCAACAUCAUUUAUGUGAACAACCAAACAAGUGCCUACAAUCUACAUGUACUAG